AUGGCAGUGGUAAAGGUUUUGCUGCACAGCCUCAAUGCCUCUUUUCUGUUUUAUGGGGUAAUAGUGGGGCUGGUCAUCAUUUACAUUUUAACUUCAUCCAAAAGGCAAAGGGGCAAGCUGCCCCCUGGGCCCCCUCCUCUGCCAAUCAUCGGUAACCUGAAUCUGGUGGAUCUGAACAAGAUGUAUCAGUCUCUGAUGGAGCUGUCAGAGGACUACGGCAGCAUGUUCACUCUUCAUCUUGGACCCAGGAAGGUUGUGGUCCUUGCAGGCUAUGACGCAAUCAAGGAUGCUCUUUUUAACAACAGUGAAGCAUUUGGAGACAGACCAGAAGUCCCAAUAUUUCAGAAGAUUUCAGGUGGACAUGGUAUUGGUUUUAGCAACGGAGACACGUGGAAAGUGAUGCGAAGAUUUGCCUUGAGCACACUACGAGAUUUCGGAAUGGGAAAGAAAUCCAUAGAAGCCAAGAUUCAGGAGGAGCUAAAUUUCCUUGUCAAGUAUUUUCAAUCACAUCAAGGUAAACCCUUUGACACAAAGAUUAUACUGAAUAAUGCUGUGUCCAACAUCAUCUGCUCCAUCCUUUUUGGAGAAAGGUUUGAAUACGAUGACCCUGAAUUUCUACAUUUGUUACAACUGCUAAGCGACAAUACAAAACUGAUGGGUUCCUCUAUGGUGCAGUUAUAUAAUUUCUACCCAUUUUUCGGAUUUCUGAUUGGAGCUCACAAGACUGUGGUACGAAAUGUUCAGGAGAUCAUCAGCUUUAUCCAAAAGCUGUUUAAAGAGCAUAUUCUGAAUUUUAGUCCAAAUCACCUAACUGGUUUUGUGGAUGCUUUUUUGCUGAAGCAGCAGCAGGAAUCAAAAAAUCCCCAGACAGAAUUCCACAACAAAAACCUGCUCUUCUCCACCCUGGACCUCUUUGGUGCUGGAACCGAGACAACCUCAACCACCCUUCGCUGGGGUCUUCUUCUGAUGAUGAAAUAUCCAGAGAUUCAGAGAAAAGUCCAUGAAGAAAUAGAUAAAGUCGUUGCACUGGGACAAGUCCCCCGUGUGGAGGAUCGGAAAAAAAUGCCAUUUACAGAUGCGGUGAUUCACGAGUUGCAGAGGUUUGCCGAUAUUGUUCCGAUGGGUGUGUCCCGCAGCCCCAUUAAGGAUAUCCAUUUCAGAGGCUAUGUCAUCCCUAAGGGGAUGGAGGUGAUCCCCUUGCUGAGCUCAGUGUUUUGUGAUCCAUCUCACUGGGAGACACCAUAUCAGUUUAACCCUUCUCAUUUCCUGGAUGCUGCUGGAAAUUUUGUCAAAAAAGAUGCCUUUAUUCCUUUCGGCCUAGGGCGCCGGGCCUGUGCUGGAGAAAGCCUUGCCAGAAUGGAGCUCUUUCUGGUCUUCACAGGUUUGCUCCAGAAAUUCACUUUCCAAGCUGCCCCGGAGGUGGACAAGGCAGAUCUAGACCUCACCGCAAGUGUUGGCUUUACCUUAACUCCAAAGCCUCACUUGGUGUGCGCCCUUCCGCGCGAAGAACAGUUACAGGCAUAUGUGUCCAUUACAUGUGUGAUGCAGGUUAUGGAAUGGAAUGUGAUGACGUCACUUGAAAUACUUUAUGGAAAUCUACGGAACCAGGAGUGGGUCACUAAAAUAAAAAUGGUAGCUGCAUGGACCCCCUCUCUUCCCAACAUCUCAGGAUCACUGCAGCCCAAAGAAGCAGGAUGUCAGUGUCACUUGGCGACUCAAUGUGUCGGGUUGGGUGACUGUGUGGUAUACAGGCAUCACAGCCUAUGUGUAUCCGUAGCGCUCGAGAAUUCAGCCCAACUGGCGCUUCUCCAGAGCCAUCGCGGGGCAAGAGAUUCCUGCUGCAGCUCUGAAGGGUCAGGAGGAUGGGAGGGAGAAGAGAGUGCAGGAUGGUCCUUAUGCACCAACAGAGGUUUGAUAUGCAUCCUGUUUCACCUCAGAGAAUUUGAGACUUUAGUGAGUGUGUGCGGGUGUGCCCAGGAUGAAGGGGUUUCACUGAAGCUUGACAGGGGUACGUGCAAGACAAACAAAAGGAAACAGUUCUUCGCUCAGUGUCAAGAGAGUGGAGAAAUCACAGAUAUCACCUCUAACAAAGACCAGGGUGUUGCUUACAGUGCACCAGCUUCUGAUAUUGAGACUCUCAAUCUUUUGCUAAGUAAUGCCCAAGUACUCAGCUACACCAGGAAAGAUGAAGUGUUUGCUGUAAAUUUUCAGAGCAUGGAGCAGCAGUUGAGUGAUGAAAAUAGUCUCUCAAACUUGCCUAGCCAGACCCCACUGCCACACUUGACUGAAGGGGCCAUUAUCGCUGUGGCCCUGGGCUGCACUGUGGAGGGAACCCGCCCACCAGAAAUGUCCCAAAUCCUGGCUGGGCUCAGCCAUGACACUUGUGGGCUGGAGCAGGAGUUGUGCUGCCAGCUGAGAUGUUAUCCCAAAUCUCAAGAGGAUUAUCUUCUGUCUCCAAGCCUUAACAAGAGUUACAUCAACAGGUCUUACUUCAUCGUUUUCACUGAGAUUCUUUCAGGAACCCAAUUCUGCCUUGUGUUUGUGGGCUGUCUCCUGUUCUGCUACCUGGCUGUGGAUGUCCCUAUUUUCUUUUACCUGGCUGCAAUUUUCCGGCAUCCAAACAUGAAUCCGUUCAUCCGGCUCCUCUCUGAUCCUGUUGUGGUUUUCCUGCUUGGGGUCCUGGCAUUUUGCAUGUUGAGGCACUUUUCAACCCAAUCUGGACGGUCAAUUUUUAAACUCCCGCCUGGGCCCCCGCCUCUCCCCCUCAUCGGAAACCUGCAUUUGCUGGAUUGGAGGAGGCAGGACAAGUCUCUGAUGAAGAUUUCAGAAAAGUAUGGCCCAGUGUUCACUGUCCAGUUUGGACUAAAGAAGAUGGUAGUGCUAACUGGCUAUGAGGCUGUGAAGGAAGCGUUGGUAAACUUGGCCGAUGAGUUUGCAGACCGACCACCAAUUCCAAUAUUCUACCAGAUCCAGCAUGGACACGGUGUCUUUUUCUCUUCGGGGGAGUUAUGGAAAACCACAAGAAGAUUUACUAUUUCCAGCAUGCAGAAACUUGGCAUGGGCAAACAUUCAAUGGAGGAGAAGAUUCUUGAGGAGUUUCACUGCCUGGUAGAAUUGCUGGAAUCAUUCAAAGGGGAGCCUUUCAGGUUGAAACUGCUCAACAAGGCUCCAACCAACGUCACCUUCACACUGCUGUUCGGGGAGCGGUUCGAUUAUCAGGAUCCAACUUUUGUCACUUUGCUCAGACUAAUAGAUGAAGUUAUGGUUCUCCUUGGGUCUCCUACCAUACAACUAUUUAAUUUCUACCCCUUCCUGGGAUUCCUGCUCAAAUCGCCCAAGAUGAUACUGGUUAAAAUCGAAGAGGUUCGAGUUAUUUUAAGGGAUUACAUGAAGAUGAGUAGGCAACAGACACAGCAGGGCAAUGUGAAGAGCUACAUCGAUGCACUCAUCCAAAAGCAAGAAGCGACGAACAAAGAGACUCUAUUUCAUGAUGCAAAUAUAGUGGCCUCCAUCCUCGAUCUGGUGAUGGCCGGGACAGAGACAACAUCCACCACCUUGCAGUGGGCCAUCCUGCUCAUGAUGAAAUAUCCCAAGAUUCAGGCAAAAGUUCAGGAGGAGAUUGGUCAAGUUCUCUCAUUGGGCUGCCCGCCCAGGUAUGAAGAUCAUAAAGACCUUCCGUUCACCAACGCCGUGAUCCAUGAAAUCCAGAGAUUUGUCACCCUCCUUCCCCACGUCCCACACUGCCUGUCCGUCGAUACCCAUUUCCGAGAUUUCUUCCUCCCUAAGGGCACUCCAGUCAUCCCUCUGCUCACCUCCGUGCUGCUCGACAAGUCCCAGUGGGAGACACCAAAUGAGUUUAACCCGAACCACUUCCUGGAUGCUGAAGGGAACUUUGUUAAGAAGGCGGCUUUUUUGCCCUUCUCCAUAGGACGCCGGGUUUGUGUCGGGGAGAGCUUGGCCAAGAUGGAGCUGUUCCUGUUCUUCACCAGUCUUCUUCAGAGGUUCACCUUCCAGCCUCCACCUGGCACCAAUCACUCUGACUUGGACAUCACCCCAGAAACUACUUUCACGCAGAGGCCUCAGCCUCAGUUAGCACAAGCUGUCCCACGGCCGAUUAAAGAAGCAGGGGGAGUCUUCAGCUUCCUAAGUAUAUUAGAUGACCGCACCAUUGCACGAAAGCAGGCCUCAUCAGUGCAGGUGGACAGUCCAAGUUUGGGGGGAAAGCAUUACUUUCCAUUCUGUAGCAAACACAUCCUGCAAGCCACCUCCAAGAUGGCCAAAGCCUUAGCAAUCCAGAGACACAUUCAAUAG
Tachyglossus aculeatus (Australian echidna) is the source of this 4311-nucleotide messenger RNA. RefSeq lists its product as uncharacterized. Bases 1 to 4311 code for a protein of 1436 amino acids. Gene Ontology annotation, cellular component: intracellular membrane-bounded organelle; cytoplasm. Gene Ontology annotation, molecular function: oxidoreductase activity, acting on paired donors, with incorporation or reduction of molecular oxygen, reduced flavin or flavoprotein as one donor, and incorporation of one atom of oxygen; heme binding; iron ion binding. Gene Ontology annotation, biological process: xenobiotic metabolic process. NCBI's taxonomy places the organism in Eukaryota, Metazoa, Chordata, Mammalia, Monotremata, Tachyglossidae. The record is from RefSeq and is a predicted model, not a curated record. The transcript has 32 exons.